AUGGAGCGGUACCACGUCCUGGAGGUGAUCGGAGAGGGCUCCUUCGGGCGAGUGUACAAGGGGCGCCGCAGGUACAGUGCCCAGGUGGUGGCUCUGAAGUUCAUCCCCAAGGUGGGGCGGUCUGAGAAGGAGCUGAAGAACCUGCAGCGAGAAAUUGAGAUCAUGAGAGGCCUCCACCACCCCAACAUCAUCCAGAUGCUUGACAGCUUUGAGACUGACAAGGAGGUAGUGGUGGUGACCGACUAUGCAGAGGGGGAACUCUUCCAGAUCCUGGAAGAUGAUGGGAGUCUGCCUGAGGAGCAGGUCCAGGCCAUCGCUGCCCAGCUGGUGUCUGCUCUCUACUACCUGCAUUCCCACCGUAUCCUGCACCGGGACAUGAAGCCUCAGAACAUCCUCCUGGGAAAAGGUGGCAUCAUCAAGCUCUGCGAUUUCGGGUUUGCCCGGGCCAUGAGCAUCCACACCAUGGUGCUGACCUCCAUCAAGGGCACCCCCCUGUACAUGUCCCCGGAGCUGGUGGAGGAGCGGCCGUACGACCACACGGCUGACCUGUGGUCUGUGGGCUGCAUCCUGUACGAGCUGUUUGUGGGCACCCCUCCCUUCUACACCAGCAGCAUCUUCCAGCUUGUCAACCUCAUCRUCAAGGACCCGGUCAAAUGGCCCAAGGACAUAAGCCCAGUCUUCAAGAGCUUCCUGCAGGGACUGCUGAUGAAGGAUCCCCGCCAGCGCCUGUCGUGGCCAGAGCUGCUUUCCCACCCCUUCAUUGCUGGGCGGGUCACUGUGAUUGAUGACACGGAAGAGCAUGGCAUCUCAAACCCCUUCACUACCAAGCUGACCCCAGAGCUGCAGGCCCUGAAAGAGCAACAAGCCCAUUCCCUGGCCCCCAGAAGUGGMCAGUCCAAGAUCCUGAGAAAGGCCCAGCAGAAGAUGGCUGAGGACACCCGAAAGAAGAGGCAGCUCAAGAUGGACACAGCAUCUGUGAAGGAGCCUGACAAAGGACACCAAGGGCGUAAAUGCAAAGCAGCUCCUGGGAAGGCAGCUCUUGGGGAAAGAGAGCCAGGAGCUGCUGCCAAAGAGAAAACCACAGGCAUGCUGCAAGGAGGGAUCAGCACGGCAGAGUGGGAGCUGGAGGAAGCUCCUCCAAGCACAAGGGAGCACAGCAUCACUCGAGACUAUGAGCAAGAGUUCACUGAAACAGAGAUCCUAGGGGAGCCUGGCCCUGUCAGGGCAGAGCCUGGGGGCAGGCGCAGCAUAGAGACUGUGGACUUGGAGAGUGAGGAGCUGGAGAGCGAUGAGGAGUGGCAGCACCUGAUGGAGGCCACAGAGCCCUCAGCCCCACAGCCCAGCAGGCCGCAGAGCCUGCUGAGGGACCCGGCCUUCCGGCAGCGUGUCCGGCUCCGCCUCGCAGACGCCAGCCGGCAGGUAUUGGAAGGGAUGCUGGAGGGAGCCUCCCAUCUCCGUCCUGCACUCCGGGUUGUGGGCAACCUCCUGGCUACCCAGUGUGACUUGGAGCUUCUGCGUCACUUUUGCCAAGAGCUGGAUGUGCCUCUGUUCCUGCUGUGCUUAGCCAAGAAAAUCCUGGAGAACAGUAUCACCAAGCAGCAGCCCUGGUGUGUCGUGGUGCUGACAGACCUCAUCAUGGUGACCACAGUUUAUUUCAGCAGCGAGUGCAGCCUGGAGGGGAGCCAGCAGAAGGACAGCCCACAGGCCUUCCAGGAGUGCACCGGCCACCUCCUAGCCCUGCUGCCGGAGCUGCUGGCCCAGGCGGCUGACACCGAGAUGAGACUCUGCCAGCAAAGCCUCCUGUGCUUCACCUUGCUCUGCGAGAGCCUGGACACAAAGUGCCCUUCCAUCUCUGCCCCCUUUUAUGCCAACCUGAGAGAGGAGCAUCAGCCCCUGCUGAACAGACUCCUCCAGGGAUCUGCCUCGGAGCAGCCUGCUCUGCAAGGUGCCACGAUGGAGCCCAGAUCAGCCCUUGACCAGAGGCAGCACGUGGUGGAUCUYUUCACAGCUGCACUGGCUGCCGCCUGCAGCAUCCCCCUGGCAAGGAACGGCCUUCGGGAAGCCAAGCAGCAGGUUUCUYGGGAAGUGGCUGAGAAGCUCAUGGAGGGGGAGAGGCAGCAGCUUGGGAGGCUGCUGGGGAGACUGGAGCAUCCAAACUGCUCCCUGAACGUGCUCAAGAUCCUCUAUGCUGGCUGCCAUGCCAGCCCGAGCCUGUGCCAGCACCUGGGAAGGAGCCAGCAAGUGUGUGAUUCCCUCAUGCACCUCUCGAAGGGCAAGGUCCCCAUGGCAGAUGUGGCCCGAGGGGCAGCCUGCGAGGCCUCCCUGCACCUGCUGGCCCUACUCACCCUGCAGCUCCAGGGCUCCCUUCCCAGGCUUGAGGAGGUGGUUACCAUGGCCAUGGACAUUGUCACCCAGUCUCCUGUUGUUUCCUUUGUGGGUGCUGCAGCAUUCCUCCUGGCCCAGCUGAGCCAGCAAGGGGCGAGCGUGGCCUUUAGGGGAGAGGAGAUCCUGCCAGCAGUGAGGAACRCACUGACAGCCCCUGCCGAGCUGCAGCUGCCCCCGCCACUGGGUGCUGGGAUCUAUGACGGGCUCUUUUUCCUCCUGCUGAAGCUCCUUGCCCAGGAGGACGUGGCCACGGAGCGGAGCUUGGCUGCCUCGGAGCUGUGGCGAGUUGUCCGGCACCGUGUCGCUGCGGUGCUUCGCGUGGCCAGUGCGAAUGCGACGCUGGACGGAGGCAGCCUGGGGACAGGCCACCCCACAUCAGAGCCAGACUGGAACCUCCUCUCCCCUCAGGGCGUCCUGCUCUUCCUAAGCCUGGUCCUCUCCAUCUUCACCUGUGAGCCACAGCAGUGCCUGCCUCAGCUCGCCCGGCCCCGCGGGGUCCUCAUGGAGACACURAGGACGCUGCUGUCCCCCGACUUCCUGGCCUGCCUGGCACAGACGCAAGAAGGGGAGGAUGGGGAUCCUGAGCUUGUCCCAGCUGUGGUGCUCCAGACCUGCCAGCUCCUCUGUUUCCCUUUUGCUCUGGAUGUGGAUGAAGACWUCUUGGCAUCACUCAUGGAGGGUGUGAGAGACUCCCAGAUCCCCGCCAAUCUGCUGCAGGCCUGUUGUCACCAUCUGCCCUUUUCGGACACGGAGCUCCCCAUGAGGCUUCUGUGCCACUUUGUUGUGUCUGAUGAGCAGGUCAUAGACCAAACUGUGAGAGAGGCAGCUGCCUCYGAGCACAUCGUUGCCUUCUUGACAAGUGCCUUGUUUUCAGACAACUCCACAAUCACGGGUGACCUCCUGUCCCUCUUAACCCACGUGGCCCGAGUCUGUCCGGAGCACCUGCCUUUUCUCCAGAAGAUCCUGGGGGCCUCAGAUGUGGCCGAGCAGCCACUGACCCGCCUGCUUGGCCACUGGGAACACCCCAUACGUGCCAAAACCUGCAAUCUUGUGGGCAACCUCCUGCGCCACAGCCCCGGCUUUCUGCAGAGCCAGCUGGGCGUGCUGGAGCGGCUGCUGGAGCGCCUGGCAGACCAGGACGAGCGCGUGCGCAAGGCGGCCGCCUUUGCGGUGGGCAACGCCGCUUACCACGAGUGCUCCCCGGCGGGCACGCUGGGCAGGGCCGUGCCCGGCCUGACGCGGCUGCUGAGCGACGUGCAGGCCGCGACGCGCCGCAACGCCGCCUCGGCCCUGGGCAACGUGGGCCGGCGCUCGGCGGCGCUGGGCGACCUGCUCAUCCAGAGCAAGGCCCCCAGCGCGCUGCUGGAGGUGGCCUGCUGGGACCCGCAGGCGCGCGUGCGGGAAGGAGCCCUUGCUGCGCUGCGAGCCAUCAGCCAGCACCCGGCCGUACAGCAGGUGCUGCUGUCUCUCAGGGCCAGUGAGAAGCUGGCUGCUCUGGCCAGCAGGGACUCGCAGUCCAGCGCUGGCAGCAGCUCCCGGCCCUCUUCCACCCGGCACUGCAGGAAGCUCAUCCACCUCCUCGCGCCCGUGCAGGGCACCUGAGG
This is a messenger RNA of Nothoprocta perdicaria, 3989 nucleotides long. It is a transcript of the gene STK36, whose product is annotated as serine/threonine kinase 36. Gene Ontology annotation, cellular component: cytoplasm. The record is from RefSeq and is a predicted model, not a curated record. Gene Ontology annotation, molecular function: protein kinase activity; ATP binding. Bases 1 to 3987 code for a protein of 1328 amino acids. Gene Ontology annotation, biological process: protein phosphorylation. Lineage: Eukaryota; Metazoa; Chordata; Aves; Tinamiformes; Tinamidae. The transcript is spliced from 26 exons.